Molecule: messenger RNA, 1069 nt
Organism: Callorhinchus milii (elephant shark)
Lineage: Eukaryota; Metazoa; Chordata; Chondrichthyes; Chimaeriformes; Callorhinchidae
Gene: ubxn1
Product: UBX domain protein 1
Molecular function (GO): protein binding
Source: RefSeq, a predicted model, not a curated record
GAGUUGCGUGACGUAGGCGUGGAGGGGCGUGGCUGGGAGUGAUUGACAGGCGGCGGGGGGCCCGAGCCAGAGGGAAGCCGAGGAGCGGGAAGAGGCGGCGUCUGUGUCCCCGACGUGACCGGGCGAGAGGCGCCCUGACCCGGCUGAGCGGUUCAGGCAAGACCGGGGAUCCGAAGGUGCAGGUUAGUCCCAGUCCCCCACAGUGUGUGCACAGAGCUGAGCUGAACGACAAUGGCUGAGAUGUCCGCAUUGGAGACUAUGAUGGAUAUGGGCUUCAGUCGCAACAGAGCGGAAAAGGCUUUGCUCUUGUCAGGGAAUCAGGGCAUCGAGAAAGCCAUGGACUGGCUGAUGGAACAUGAGGAUGACCCCAACCUGGAUGAGCCUUACCUGCCCCCCGAGGGCUGUGUUCUGCCCCCACCGCCCGAGAAACCCAUCGGGGAGCCCGCAGAGCUGACACUGGAGGAGGGCACAGAACAGAUUAAGCAGAACGCCUCCCUGUCAGAGGAGGAGAAGAAGGAGCAGCUUCGAAGGCUGGAAGAGCUGAUGAAGCAGCGGCAGCAGGAGCGAGAGGAGAGAGAGAAGAAGGAUGAGAUAGAGAGAGAGAAGGCGAGGAGGCGGCAGGGUCAGGAGCUGGCGAUGAUCCGGCAGCGACUGCAGGAGGAGGAGAUGAGGAAAGUGGCUGAAGACCGGCGUCGCGAGAAACUCGAGGACAUUAGGGCCAGGCAGAGAGUUCGGGAAAAAAUUGAGCGAGACAAAGCAGAGCGGGCGCUGAAGUUUGGAGGGGGUGUGGCUGCCGCUAGCCCCCCUGUGCCGGUCAUAGAACCCAUCCCUCCGUCUCCACAGAGCCAGUCCACCAAGAGGGAGUACGAGGAGUGCAGGUUACAGAUCCGGCUCCUGGAUGGCUCGCAGAUCACACAGACGUUCCGCACCUGGGAGCAGCUGGCUGCGGUGAGGCUGUACGUGGAGCUAAACCAGAAAGGGGCAGUGCUGGAGCCCUUCAACCUCAUGACCUCCUUCCCUCGUAAAGUCUUCACCGAGGAGGACAUGGAGAAACCUCUACAGGAGUUAG